CAAGCUUCCACUUCUUUCUUAGGGAGACUUAAUUAUAGCCUAAGUGCUGUGUUCAAAGCUUAUCAUAAUCAAAGGGCGUUAUCCAUACUUCACAGACGUGCCUGAACACGCAAUACCAUCUCGUCAGUGUUUAUAUUAACUACGUUGAUAGAGGUACAAUAGCCUCAGUCCCACAGGUAAAACCCUCUGUGAUGUCAAACCUUGUGAGACCUGUUGACGCACAUGACAUUUCUGAGCGUCAAAAGACUGGAAGAACUGGUUUGAAGACAUUCUCUCAUCUGAGUUUCAGUCUUGAUAAGAACAUGCAUUUCAGCUCUGGCCGCUCUUAGAUGACAAUGGAGACCUACAGGAGAGAUUCACCAGUGACACUGCGCACUUUCAGGGACCUCCUGGAAUCUCCACUGACCACUGAGGAAAUCCACAGACGAUUAACUGACGAUGAGGAUUCGGUUUCAAGUCAUGACACUGAUAGAGAUUCUAACAGCUCGCCGCUGUGCACACUGGAUGAGUUACAGGAACAGCUGGCGGUGGAUGACAACAGUGGCCGUACAGAGACCGGUCAAGCGGAUGACUCGCGGUUUAUGACUGUGGUUGAACAAUCUGACCCAAACUCGUCCCCGAAGCCCGCUCGGUCAUACUUAGAUGAAGCGUUACCGGAUCUGCUUCGGAGUGGAAGCCCACUUCGCAGACGAGUGUCCAGUCCGGUGUCUGCCACGCUGAAGCAUGUGAAAAGGGAAGUAGAAUUAUCUCGACAGCGCAGUCUGAGGCUCAAGGCUCAGGUGGACAGACUGCAACAGCAGAAUGAUAGCGGACCAGGCUGGAGUGAAAACAGACAGCGGGUGGCAGAGGAAGUUGAGUCUGUUGUAAAGCUGCUGCUCCCUCUGACAGACUUAGAGUCAGCAGAAGUUGAUCAGCCAUCCCAGACCAACCCUUUAGACAAGGCACUGCUUCAGCUGCAGAAUGUGGCCCGGAGACUCGCUGUUAACCACACCUCUCAGGGAAAGAGGUCUGGGGAAGAGGCUGCCAUUUUACAGCAAGCUCUACGGGACAGAGAUGAAGCCAUUGCAAAGAAACAAGCAAUGGAGACUGAGCUACUAAGAAGCAAGAACGAACUGAUGACACUGAACAACCAACUUCUGGAAGCUGUUCAGAGUCGACUAGAACUGUCCAUAGAGCUGGAGGCCUGGAAGGAUGAUGUACAGACCAUUCUUCAUCACCAGCUCCUCAGACAGCAGCAGGAAGAAACUCAGAAGAAGUCUAGAGGGUUCGGAGUUCUGCGGCGCUCAAAUAAGCCCCUUCCUCCCAAACCUGAAUUCUCCACCUUGACGCACGCCACUGUCCCAAUCCCCCAGACUCAAUCACAUACAGGAACACAGAGAUGGAAAGACAAGUUCAGACGUGGAAGAAUGGGCACACAAGGGCCUGUCGAGUCUCAACCGCAAAGGAUCGACAAAGAGGACAGUUUUCAGACUGUUUCUUUGGACUGAUGAGGCCGUUACCUAAAGUAUCUCACAUCUCAUUGAUUGUUCAAUCCUAAGGAUGUAAAUAAUGUGAUGAAUAAUGUUAUGACACAUUUGAACUAUGUUAUAAAUGUGCUUUUCGCUGUAGAGAUUAUGUUAAUGUGACUGCCGUGCUGAGAAUCUUAAGUAGUUUUGUUGACCUGCAGUCAUGAACUUCCUAGUAAUAUAUUAAGUAAAGGGAAUAAAGGUGACAGAGAAACAA
Labeo rohita (rohu) is the source of this 1722-nucleotide messenger RNA. RefSeq names its product bicaudal-D-related protein 2-like (gene bicdl2l). Lineage: Eukaryota; Metazoa; Chordata; Actinopteri; Cypriniformes; Cyprinidae. The transcript is spliced from 6 exons. The record is from RefSeq and is a predicted model, not a curated record. Gene Ontology annotation, biological process: vesicle transport along microtubule; Golgi to secretory granule transport. Bases 330 to 1487 code for a protein of 385 amino acids.